AUGGGCAAGGACCCCACGGUUCUGACUGUCCACACGGGGGGGCUGCGCCACGGCAUGACUCCGGAGAGAGCGACUUGCCUCGCUGCGGUGUGGGCGAGUCGGACGUGGCCUGGAGCGCAGCGGUUGCCCGCUGCGGCUGUCCGGGUGUGUUCCGAGGCGGUCCGGGAGCGGGGUCGUGGCCCGCUGCGGAUCGUGGCACAGAUCGUCCCGGAGCUGCGGGCGUGGCUGAGGGACGCGUUCAGAUUGAGUGGCGAGGCGCUCACCUCGGCGCUCACUAUGUCGACGCUCUUCGAGGCCGCACCCAGAUCACAACCGUGGCCGCACAACGUCUUGGUCACGGUCAACGAACAUGGGCGAGGAGCCCUCACCAGAGUGUAUAAGAAGGCGGUGGCCACGGCGGAGGCGGGCGGACGGGUGGUGAUGGUCGUCCAGGAGGCGCCGCGAGAAGGGGAGCCGAAGUCCUUCCGCGCCUACCAGAACCUGAGUAACACCGAGGUGGCAGUGGACGCGGUGCUCUUCUUCCCGGCCGGGACGAUCGCCUUUGGUCACGCGGCGGGAUGGACCAACGCUACGGAGUCGGCUUACGCGAACACCCACGCUUGGGCAGGGGGUGCCGCCAACCGGGAGUGCUUCGCCGUCACGCCCGACUAA
Messenger RNA from Emiliania huxleyi CCMP1516, 651 nucleotides. RefSeq lists its product as hypothetical. NCBI's taxonomy places the organism in Eukaryota, Haptophyta, Isochrysidales, Noelaerhabdaceae. The transcript has 3 exons. The record is from RefSeq and is a predicted model, not a curated record. Bases 1 to 651 code for a protein of 216 amino acids.